AUGUCAAAAAUCGAUGUGCAUCACCACUUUUACCCCCCAGCUCUAGUGAAAGCCCUGCAAGAAGCAGGAGGCGAUCCGUCCGGUUGGUACAUUCCUCCGUGGACCUUGGAACUGGAUCAGGAGGUCAUGAAUCUGCUUGAUGUCCGGACAACGAUUCUAUCGGUCACCGCACCAGGCGCCUGCAUUCUCAAAGAUUACAAAAGAGCGGCUUACCUAGCCCGUGAAUGCAAUGAAUAUACAGCUGCCCUUCGUGACGCGAGACCGUCCCAGUAUGGGUUCUUCGCUUCACUUCCUUCGUUGUGCGCUACCCAGGCUGCGCUGAAUGAGAUCUCCUACGCGCUUGACACAUUACAAGCGGACGGGGUAACACUCUUCACUCGUUACGGUAGCGGCCACCACUACCUCGGCCAUAUCUCCUUCCGGCCAAUUUGGGCUGAACUGAGCCGUCGCAAAGCAGUGGUCUUUGUCCAUCCCACUCAUGCGGCCGACACACACUGGGUCAACUCAUCGAUGCCGCAGCCCAUCUUUGACUACCCGCAGGAAACGGGACGGGCAGCAAUGGAUCUCAUCACUAGUGGGGUGUUGCAGGCUUAUCCUGGAUGCAAAGUAAUUCUCCCGCAUGCUGGCGGCACGUUGCCAUACCUUGUUCAUCGCGCAGCAUCCUUACUAGCCUCUAUGCCCACAGGCUCUUGGCAGACGCAGGAAGAAAUUACUGAUGCCGCGCGUGAAUUUUAUUUUGACACUGCACUUUCUGGUAAUGCAAUUACAUUGCCGGCUUUGCUGGCUUUUGCUAAACCAGGCCAUGUCUUGUUUGGAAGCGACUUCCCGAACGUGCCUCGAGAGGAAAUCACUCAGUUCACGACUUACAUCGAGCGGAGGCUCUCAAAUGAUCAGCGCAGUUUCAUAUGUUCCGAAGCAGCUCUGGCACUAUUCCCACGGCUAAGGCCACAUUUAGAGAAGCUCUAA
Molecule: messenger RNA, 966 nt
Organism: Aspergillus alliaceus
Lineage: Eukaryota; Fungi; Ascomycota; Eurotiomycetes; Eurotiales; Aspergillaceae
Product: amidohydrolase family protein
Exons: 2
Coding region: 1-966 (321 amino acids)
Biological process (GO): secondary metabolic process
Cellular component (GO): cytosol; cytoplasm
Molecular function (GO): hydrolase activity; carboxy-lyase activity
Source: RefSeq, a predicted model, not a curated record